UGUGGGCUUCAAAGACUCCAAUUCCAUCUUCGAUUCGUUUCUAUUCUCUUUCCGAGAGCGAAGGUUUCCCAGAAAUGGAACAAGGAGAUGAUGCCAAAUCACCCUCCAAUUCACAACAAACUGUUUCUGAUGAUGACGAGAUUGACUACUCAACCAAACCGGAGUUUUAUGAUCCUGAACUUGACGAAAAGGAUGAAAACUGGAUUCAUAAAAAAAGACAUGGACGUGACUCUGAUGCGGUGCUUUGCUGCCCCGCUUGCUUCACCACACUCUGCCUAGAAUGUCAAAGGCACGAGAAAUAUUUGACACAGUAUAGAGCAAUAUUUGUUACGAACUGCAAGAUUGAGGAUAGACAAGUAACGAGUCAAAGUAGCUCAAAAUCAAGAAAAAGAAAUAGAAGGGACAGAGAAUUUGGUGGGAGCGAUGAAAAAUUAAAACAAGUAUGCUGCGCUGUUUGUUCAACAGAGGUAGGUGUCUUUGAUGAAGACGAGGUUUAUCAUUUCUUCAAUGCACUCCCUAGUGAAUGCUGACAUACCAGUGGUUUUGCUGCUCAAUCAUUCGGCUGGAAUGUGAGUUUCGCUGCCUUGUAAAAUUUAAAUUCAGGAAUAUUUUCUAUAAUAUCUCUGUGUUGUUCAUUGUCGCUCAUCCUUUGCUCAUCGUUGUCAUUGUUCUCGUAAACUCUCACUUUAGUGUUAUUGCUUGGCCUUGUUGGUUUUUGCACUA
Messenger RNA from Lathyrus oleraceus (garden pea), 723 nucleotides. RefSeq lists its product as uncharacterized. Lineage: Eukaryota; Viridiplantae; Streptophyta; Magnoliopsida; Fabales; Fabaceae. The transcript has 3 exons. The coding region runs from base 75 to 530 and encodes 151 amino acids. Gene Ontology annotation, cellular component: nucleus. The record is from RefSeq and is a predicted model, not a curated record.